Molecule: messenger RNA, 665 nt
Organism: Pelodiscus sinensis (Chinese soft-shelled turtle)
Lineage: Eukaryota; Metazoa; Chordata; Testudines; Trionychidae
Source: RefSeq, a predicted model, not a curated record
CUGCUUGUUGGACUUAUGUUAGAUGAUCAGCUCUCAUCUUCCAUUUUCUCUGCCACGAGUGUCCCAUCGCCAUCCGGAUCUAUCCCUGGAGCCUCUGCCCCCUUCCGGCCCCUCUUCAACGACUUUGGCCCCCCGUCCAUGGGCUACGUGCAGGCCAUGAAGCCACCAGGUUCCCAGGGCUCUCAGAGCACGUACACUGACCUACUCUCUGUCAUUGAGGAGAUGGGCAAAGAGAUUCGACCCACCUAUGCAGGUAGCAAGAGUGCCAUGGAGCGGCUGAAACGAGGCAUUAUCCACGCCCGGGCGCUGGUGAGAGAGUGUCUGGCAGAGACAGAGCGCAACGCCCGUACGUAACAGCUGCUGCCCUGCCCCAUGGACCUUCCCACCCACGAACAUCUGAGAACCUGGAGAGCUGCCCUCCCACGGACCUUCCCACCUGAGACCUGGCUCUGCCAUAACCCACACAGACCUUUCAGCCAUUCGGCAGCCACGGAUCAGGAGCAGGUCCUGCUGGGAUGCUUCUGUUGCCGGCAGUCAGCGCUGGGGAAGCUGGUGCUUGGGCCACGCUGCCGGGAUCUCCAGGAAGAGAAGCCAGCGAUUUUUCUCACGUCUUUAUAACGUGUUUUGUUUUUAUAACUCAAUAAAAGGAAGCAUUGGGAUUCUGA